Messenger RNA from Phytophthora sojae, 357 nucleotides. RefSeq lists its product as hypothetical. The coding region runs from base 1 to 357 and encodes 118 amino acids. The record is from RefSeq and is a predicted model, not a curated record. NCBI's taxonomy places the organism in Eukaryota, Oomycota, Peronosporomycetes, Peronosporales, Peronosporaceae. Gene Ontology annotation, molecular function: peptidyl-prolyl cis-trans isomerase activity. The transcript has 3 exons.
AUGAUGGAACCCAAGGACUUUGUGAUCUCCAACGUGAUCCAAGUUGAAGUAUUCGUGGCAGGUGACGGUCUCAACUACCCGAAGAAGGGUCAGACUGUGGUAAUCCACUACACAGGAUAUCUUCAAGACGGCAAGAAAUUCGACUCCUCUCGUGACCGAGAGAAGCCCUUCAAGUUCAAACUCGGCGCUGAACAAGUGAUCCCUGGCCUGGAUGAAGGAGUUGAGCGGCUGUGCAUGAAGGAGCGUGCCAAGCUGUUCGUGCCUGCAGAUAAAGCGUACGGGCGGAAAGGAUUCCCGGGACUCGUGCCUCCCAACACUAACCUGAUCUUCGACAUCGAGCUCCUUACAUUCCGUUAA